Clupea harengus (Atlantic herring) is the source of this 1500-nucleotide messenger RNA. Its product is annotated as cornifelin-like. NCBI's taxonomy places the organism in Eukaryota, Metazoa, Chordata, Actinopteri, Clupeiformes, Clupeidae. The record is from RefSeq and is a predicted model, not a curated record.
UGGCCACAACAAACAUUUUUGCGCAUCCUGGGAGGAGGUAAAUGAAAACUUUUUAGAGUCAGCCGUGGCUACACUGGAUUACAACAUUCUCCAUCGCGCCUACACACGAUUAAAAAGACUGAUCUUCUCUGACAUUAAGGACUGCUGCUGACACCCUGCACUGUUAUUAACCGUUGCAUUAAUUCUUCAAAGAGGAGGCUACUCGUGGAUAAAACUGAACCAUGGCAGUGCAACAGCAGGUAACCACAGUGACCACCAACUACAGCACCGGCUCCUGGAGCACGGACCUCUGUGACUGCUGUUCAGACAUGGGGACCUGCUGCUGUGCGUGGUGGUGCUUCCCCUGCAUGCAGUGCCAGACGACCUCCCAGCACGGCUGGUGCUUCUGCAUGCCUCUGCUGGACCCCCUGGCCUGCAUGGCUGUCACCUGCUGCCUGCGCAAGUCCAUCCGGGAGCGCCAUGGCAUCGAGGGUUCGUUGGGUAAAGAUAUCCUCACAUCCUGCUGUUGUUACCCUUGUGUGUGGUGUCAGAUGUCCAGGGAGCUGAAGAACCGUGCCUAAACUACCGUAGUCACCCAGCAUCUAGAAGUAAAAACAAUGGGAAAACGCAGGGGAGAGAAGAGAGAGACACACACACACACCACUAGGACUUGUGAGGGGAAGAGAGACACACACACAUACCACUAGGACUUGUGAGGUGUACUUAAAAAAGUAAUGUUAAAGCUAAACGUUUUUUGACCAUCUGGUUGUAAACUGUGAUUAAUUAACAAAUUUGGCCUUUCUUGGAUCCAGUCUGGGUUUAUUUGUCGAUCCAUCUGACUCCCUCUGUGUUGCUUGUGCUCUGAUAGUAAAGAACCAAACGCCCAUUGAACUGAAUUAGGCAGCGCAGCAUUAGUCAGCACAACAAUAUGCAGUAUGAGCCCAAUGUAAACUGAUUGCCCAUACUGCAGUUUUUACACUGUCUACAUUAAAGAAAGCCAAACACCAAUGCCAAUCCAAAUGAUGCAGAAAUCAGAAGACUGAAAACAGGAGUCCUACAGCUUGCUACUAAAGUGUUUCUCCAAUAUGAUGAGACCAAAUUGAAAGUGUCCUUCCUAGGUACUUAGAUAAUCACAAAAUCAUAAUUACACUGCUUAGAAUUAGAGAAAUAAAACAAGGAAGCUACAGCUCAGACAGCCAUAGAUACAUUUUAACACAAGUGCUAUCAUGUAUUAUAAAUACUGUAGUACUGUAAAUAUAUACUUUAAGUAUAUGCUUUAACUUCAAAUAACCUAACUUGUAAUGUACACUUGUAUACUCUUUCAUACUGUCAUUUUUGAAAGUACAAUGUGUAAACUGCUUCAAAAUAUUUGUACUGGAAUGCAGACACAUAUUUGUAAACACAUCAUAAUCUUAAUGAGAUAUGUAGUAUCUCAUAGUCACAGUAAAUAUGCUUCAGACAUUCACACUCAUUAUGUUGUCAUGUGCUCAGCAGGGACCAAAUAAACAAAGGAUGUCUACA